CGCGCUAAACCAUAAGAGCCACAAAUCAAGCACACGGGUUUAUGCUAUUUUACCUGCAAAUAAUAAAACAACAACCGCAAAUCCUGCAACGAGCAAACGGUGGAAUUGUCAACAAAUGAGCUCCUAUUUUGUGAACUCAUUCUGCGGUCGCUAUCCCAAUGGCGCGGACUUCCAGUUACAUAAUUAUGGAGACCAUAGUACGGGAAACGAGCAAUACAGGGACUCCACAGCCAUGCACUCCAGCAGGUACGGCUAUGGCUACAACGGGAUGGACCUAACAGUGGGACGCGCCGGUGACGGACACUUUGGAGGCGACGAGCGCACACAGGGCUACUCCCCGAGUCACUCAGCGGCGACGACAGCCUCCGUGGAGCCGGUCAGGUACACCCAGUCCAGCGGCAGCACCGGGACCUCGUCUCUGUCUCCCCCACCUGACCCACUUCCGUGCUCCUCGGUCGCCACCUCGUCUCCCGCCACCGAGACGCAUUCUCAACAGAGAGCCGUGAAGAACUCCAUAACGACCCCGUGCUCGAGCUCGAACGCGGGCACGCUGCUGCACGGCCGGGACUGUGCGUCCAAAGCUUCCCCCCUGGACGACGAGAAGCCCGCGGGGAGCGCACCGACAGCUCCUCAGAAUGUCACCGACUCGUCCCAGCCGCAGAUUUAUCCGUGGAUGAGGAAACUACACAUAAAUCACGAUUUGGCAGGACCCGAGGGGAAGAGAGCCCGGACUGCAUACACUCGCUAUCAGACCCUGGAGCUGGAGAAGGAGUUCCACUUCAACCGCUACCUGACCCGCAGGCGGAGGAUCGAGAUAGCCCAUGCCCUCUGCCUCUCAGAGAGACAGAUCAAAAUCUGGUUUCAGAACCGCAGGAUGAAGUGGAAGAAGGACAACAAGCUGAAGAGCAUGAGCAUGGCGGCGGCGGGCGGGGGAGGCUACAGGCCCUGAUAU
Molecule: messenger RNA, 952 nt
Organism: Limanda limanda (common dab)
Lineage: Eukaryota; Metazoa; Chordata; Actinopteri; Pleuronectiformes; Pleuronectidae
Gene: hoxa5a
Product: homeobox A5a
Exons: 2
Coding region: 116-949 (277 amino acids)
Biological process (GO): regulation of transcription by RNA polymerase II; anterior/posterior pattern specification
Cellular component (GO): nucleus
Molecular function (GO): RNA polymerase II cis-regulatory region sequence-specific DNA binding; DNA-binding transcription factor activity, RNA polymerase II-specific
Source: RefSeq, a predicted model, not a curated record